AUGGGGCAGGACCAGACGAAGCAGCAGAUCGCGAAGGGGCUCCAGCUGUACCAGUCUAACCAGACAGAGAAGGCGCUGCAGGUGUGGACGAAGGUGCUGGAGAAGAGCUCGGACCUCGUGGGGCGUUUCCGCGUGCUGGGCUGCCUGGUCACGGCCCACUCGGAGAUGGGCCGCUAUAAGGAGAUGCUGAAGUUUGCUGUGGUACAGAUCGACACGGCUCGGGAGCUGGAGGAUGCCGACUUCCUCCUGGAGAGCUACCUGAACCUGGCGCGCAGCAACGAGAAGCUGUGCGAGUUUCACAAGACCAUCUCCUACUGCAAGACCUGCCUCGGCCUGCCCGGCAACCGGGCAGCCACCCAGCUCGGAGGCCAGGUCAGCCUGAGCAUGGGCAACGCCUUCCUGGGCCUCAGCCUCUUCCAGAAGGCCCUGGAGAGCUUCGAGAAGGCCCUGCGCUAUGCCCACAACAACGAUGACACCAUGCUCGAGUGCCGUGUCUGUUGCAGCCUGGGCAGCUUCUACGCCCAGGUCAAGGACUACGAGAAAGCCCUGUUCUUCCCCUGCAAGGCUGCAGAGCUCGUCAACGACUAUGGCAAAGGCUGGAGCCUCAAGUACCGGGCCAUGAGCCAGUACCACAUGGCUGUGGCGUAUCGCCUGCUGGGCCACCUGGGCAGUGCCAUGGAGUGCUGUGAGGAGUCUAUGAAGAUUGCACUGCAGCAUGGGGACCGGCCACUGCAGGCACUCUGCCUGCUCUGCUUUGCUGACAUCCACCGGAGCCGUGGGGACCUGGAGACAGCCUUCCCUAGGUACGACUCUGCCAUGAGCAUCAUGACCGAGAUUGGAAACCGCCUGGGGCAGGUACAGGUGCUGCUGGGUGUGGCCAAGUGCUGGGUGGCCAGGAAGGCGCUGGACAAGGCUCUGGAGGCCAUCGAGAGAGCCCAGGACCUGGCCGAGGAGGUGGGGAACAAGCUGGGCCAGCUUAAGCUUCACUGCCUGAGCGAGAGCAUCUACCGCAGCAGAGGUCUGCAGCGGGAGCUGCGCGCCCACGUCGUGCGCUUCCACGAGUGCGUGGAGGAGACAGAGCUCUACUGCGGCCUGUGCGGCGAGUCCAUAGGCGAGAAGAAUAGCCGGCUGCAGGCUCUGCCCUGCUCCCACAUCUUCCACCUCAGGUGCCUGCAGAACAACGGGACGCGGAGCUGCCCCAACUGCCACCGCUCAUCCAUGAAGCCUGGCUUUGUAUGA
This is a messenger RNA of Globicephala melas (long-finned pilot whale), 1239 nucleotides long. RefSeq names its product receptor associated protein of the synapse (gene RAPSN). Gene Ontology annotation, cellular component: neuromuscular junction; plasma membrane. Lineage: Eukaryota; Metazoa; Chordata; Mammalia; Artiodactyla; Delphinidae. Gene Ontology annotation, biological process: positive regulation of neuromuscular synaptic transmission; synaptic transmission, cholinergic. Gene Ontology annotation, molecular function: acetylcholine receptor binding; protein-membrane adaptor activity. The record is from RefSeq and is a predicted model, not a curated record.